Molecule: messenger RNA, 3224 nt
Organism: Musa acuminata subsp. malaccensis (wild Malaysian banana)
Lineage: Eukaryota; Viridiplantae; Streptophyta; Magnoliopsida; Zingiberales; Musaceae
Product: homeobox-leucine zipper protein ROC2-like
Biological process (GO): regulation of DNA-templated transcription
Molecular function (GO): DNA binding; DNA-binding transcription factor activity, RNA polymerase II-specific; lipid binding
Source: RefSeq, a predicted model, not a curated record
CAUCACUUCCUCUCCACCUGUUCCCUUUUCUCCUUCUUCCCUAUCCCUUGCCCUCCUCUUGUCCAGAUCUCCUUCCCGUCCCUGAUCUAAUGGCUUCUCUCCCGGUGCUUUCUUCCCUGAAGCCACCUCUUCCUCUUCCUCGCAUGCACUAAGUCCUGCUCUCUUCUGUUUGCUCUCUUCCUGACGUAGAAAACAAAGGAGGAGGAGAGAGAGAGAGAGAAGAGAGAGCGUCCAUGUCCUAUGACUAGAUCUCAGUGAUAUUGGCUACUCACAUUCCAUCUAUCCCUUGGUUGUCACGUUUCUUGAUGUUAAAAAGCCAUUUCUCUCUGCUCUCUCUCCUAUUUUUUUUCUGAAACUUGUGACUUUGGAGACCCAAGUUGAGUCCAAUCCGCAGUCUGCUAGUAAGACACCUUUUUAUCAUCUUCAUCGAGAUUGAGAGACAUAUAUACACAAAGGGAGAGAGAAAGAGAAGUGGAGGGGGGGAAGAAUUAGGGUUUGAAUGAGUGAAAUAUGCCUGUGGGGCUCAUGAUACCAGCAAGGCAACCACCAUCCAUGAUCGGGAGGAACACCGGCACCGGUUAUGGCUCGUCGUCGGUGUUGUCGCUCAGCCAGCCAAACUUGUUAGAAGGGCAGCAAAUCCCACUCCAGCACCAACAUCAUAACCAGUUUGUGGAGAUCGCACAGGCCACCACCGCAGAGAGCGAGAUGGCAAGGGCUCGAGAGGACGACUUCGAGAGCAAGUCAUGCAGCGAGAACAUCGAGGGCGCUUCCGGCGAUGAUCAGGACCAAAACCAGCGCCCUAGGAAGAAACGCUACCAUCGCCACACACAGCAUCAAAUCCAAGAAAUGGAGGCUUUCUUCAAGGAAUGCCCUCACCCGGAUGACAAGCAGAGAAAUGAGCUGAGCCGACAGCUUGGGCUGGAACCUCUCCAAGUCAAGUUUUGGUUCCAGAACAAGCGCACCCAAAUGAAGAAUCAACACGAGCGGCAGGAGAACUCUCAGCUACGAGCCGAUAACGAGAAGCUUCGUGCCGACAACUUAAGGUACAAGGAGGCCCUCAGCAAUGCUUCAUGCCCAAACUGUGGCGGGCCUGCUGCUCUCGGAGAAAUGUCCUUCGACGAACACAACCUCAGGAUCGAAAAUGUUCGGCUGAGAGAAGAAAUCGAUAGGAUAUCAGGGAUAGCAGCUAAAUACGUGGGUAAGCCAGUGGCGUCGUACCCGCUCCUUUCUCCCGCCAUCCCUUCACGUUCACCAUUGGACCUCGGCGUCGGAGGUUUGGGGGUGCAACAGGGGAUUGGGAGUGAGAUGUUCGGAGCCGGGGAGUUACUGAGGAGCGUGUCAGGGCUGCCGGAGAUCGAGAAGCCCGUGGUCAUCGAGCUCGCCGUGGCCGCCAUGGAGGAGCUCAUCAGGAUGGCGCAGCUCAGUGAGCCACUCUGGAUUCCGGGUCUCGAUGGCGCAGCCGAGACUCUCAACGAAGACGAGUACGUCAGAACGUUCCCCAGAGGGAUUGGGCCGAAACUUCUGGGGCUGAAGUCCGAGGCGUCGCGCGAGACUGCGGUGGUGAUCAUGAACCAGAUGCAUGUUGUCGAGAUACUCAUGGACGUGAAUCAAUGGGCAAAUGUGUUCUCGGGCAUUGUGUCGAGAGCAUUAACACUCGAAGUAUUAUCGACUGGAGUGGCUGGCAAUUACAAUGGAGCUCUGCAAGUGAUGUCAGCAGAAUUCCAAGUGCCAUCUCCGCUUGUUCCAACUCGGGAGAGCUUGUUCGUCAGGUACUGCAAGCAGCACGCGGAUGGAACUUGGGCGGUGGUUGAUGUUUCCUUGGACAGCUUGCGCCCCAGCCCAGUCCUGCGAUGCCGAAGAAGGCCAUCCGGCUGCCUGAUUCAAGAAAUGCCCAAUGGCUACUCAAAGGUUACUUGGGUGGAACAUGUCGAAGUGGACGAUAGGUCUGUGCAUAAUAUCUACAGGCCCUUGGUGAACUCAGGUCUGGCAUUUGGUGCAAAGAGGUGGGUCAGUACCUUGGAUAGGCAAUGUGAGCGCCUAGCGAGUGUGAUGGCUAGCAACAUACCCUCUGGAGACAUCGGCGUGAUCACUACUCCGGAAGGCAGGAAAAGCAUGUUGAAGCUAGCUGAGAGAAUGGUGAUAAGCUUCUGUGGCGGUGUCGGUGGCUCAGCUUCACAUCAAUGGACUACACUGUCCGGUAGCGGUGCAGAGGAUGUGAGGGUUAUGACGAGAAAGAGCGUAGACGAUCCUGGAAGGCCUCCUGGUAUUGUUCUUAAUGCGGCCACAUCCUUCUGGCUUCCCGUCCCACCGAAGAGGGUGUUCGACUUCCUACGUGAUGAAAGCUCUCGCAGCGAGUGGGAUAUCCUCUCAAAUGGUGGUGGUGUUCAAGAAAUGGCUCACAUCGCUAAUGGCCGAGACCAUGGAAACUGUGUUUCCCUGCUACGCGUCAAUAGCACGAACUCAAGCCAGAGCAACAUGCUGAUACUGCAAGAGAGCUGCACAGACUCAACGGGCUCCUACGUGAUCUACGCCCCGGUGGAUGUCAUCGCCAUGAACGUGGUGCUUAACGGUGGCGAUCCUGACUACGUCGCGCUCCUGCCGUCAGGUUUCGCCAUCCUCCCGGACGGGCCAUGUGGAGGACAAGGCGGCGAAAUGGUGGACGGCGUCGGAUCAGGCGGCUCCCUCUUGACUGUAGCAUUUCAGAUCCUGGUCGACUCGGCUCCGACGGCCAAGCUGUCUCUUGGAUCAGUCGCAACAGUCAACAGCCUCAUCGCAUGCACUGUUGAACGGAUCAAGGCUUCAGCUGGAGGCGAAAGUGCCCACUGAGCCUGAAGAAUACACAAGAUAUGCAAGAAAGGGUGGAGUUUGGAGCAUCAAUUGUGGGAAGUCAAGAACGCACCUCAGACUUACCCUGCAGCGUAGUGUUGGUUUGGCGGCCUGGGAGCAAUAACCCGUAGGCACUCUCCACCACCACCAUGCGAGGAAAGGUUGGUUCGGGCAUUGACUUCCCCUCGUUUCAGGACUACCACCUCUAGGAUUUUGCUGGAAUUUUACCCCUUUCUCUCUCUCUCUCUCUCUUUCUCUCUCUCUCCAUGGAACAAGCAUAUACUCUCUCAUUUCCCACCAUUUUAUCUUGUGUUUUGUGUUGUUCUUGUGGUGCUGGUUGUAAGAUUCUGUGCUACGCCACCCUUUUAAGAUGAAGAGCUUAAGUUGAUUUGCUUUCA